This is a messenger RNA of Diabrotica virgifera virgifera (western corn rootworm), 1281 nucleotides long. Its product is annotated as lipase member H-A. Lineage: Eukaryota; Metazoa; Arthropoda; Insecta; Coleoptera; Chrysomelidae. The record is from RefSeq and is a predicted model, not a curated record. The transcript has 4 exons. Gene Ontology annotation, molecular function: lipase activity. Bases 38 to 1036 code for a protein of 332 amino acids.
UCGCGGCAACCAAGCUUCGACUAAACUUUGAAACAGAAUGAAGCUACAAUAUUUGUCAUUACUAGUAUUAGUGGCUGUUUUUACGGCAACAAAUUGUUCCACUUACUUACCAGAAAGACUUUUGGGAGAUAUCACAUCACCAGUAAACUUCGAUGAUGCCAAUUUAAACGAAACUGAAGUAGUGUUCGAUGCAUACAAAGUAUUAGACCGCGGAACGAACAAAAACGGCAUAAAGGGCUCGCAUUUCGACAUAUACCCCACUAGAUUCUUCAUACACGGGUACAGCCAAAACGGUCAAAGCUAUUGGGUACUAACGGCAAGAAAUGCUUACUUAGAAAAAAAAGUUCCUCACAAUGUUGUUAUUGUAGAUUGGGCAAAAGGUGCUGCCAACUUCGAGAAAGCUGCGGCGAAUACAAAAAAACUUGGAGAACUGAUUGGAAAGUAUAUUAUCGACAAUGAAAUUGAGCUAGAAGAUUUACAACUUGUUGGAUUUGAUAUAGGCGCCCACGCUGCAGGGCAGGCAGGAAAAUAUAUUGCUAAUUUAACUGGUCAUUAUGUAAGUAGAAUAACUGGUCUUGACCCAGCUGCUCCUAAAUUUGAAUUGGAUUCUGUGCCACCAGAAAACAAAUUACAAAAAACUGAUGCUAUUUUCGUAGAUGUUAUACAUACAAACGUUCAAAAGUUGGGAUAUAAGGUUCCGAUUGGGCACGUAGAUUGGUACGUUAACGGUGGAAAUGAACAACCGGGAUGUCCUACCUUAAUGAUGCCAGAAACAGAUGUGUGCAGUCACUUACGUGUCUGCGACCUAUAUGUUGAAUCAAUCAAUUACCAGGCAACUUCCUACGAAUGUACGGUAACCAUCGAGAAUGGGACAUCUACAGUAACCAAAGUGCCGUCUGGAAGACACAUAGUAUUUGGAGAAAAAGUGAAAUUAUCUGAAAGAGGAAGUUACACAAUAGAUACCAAUAGCGUUCCUAAGUAUUUGCCACGUUAUACUGUUAUGAGAGCUGAAUAUCAUAAAACUUGGUCUUUUUAACCUUUUAUGGAAGUAGAAGUAAAUAAACAUGAAGGUUAGUUUUAACCUUAGAGUAUGGAAAAUUUUUUACCCUUUUUCCAAGAAAAAAUUUUCCAUGCUCUAAGGUUUUAACCCUUCAACCUUUUUGUUUACCAUUUAGCUGUCACGUGCGUCAUAUCUAAUACGUAUUUUUUAAGAUUAUUUUAUAAAAAUUCUUAUAAUGUACAAAUAAUAUUUUAUUAAAUUAUUAUGCAUUUAGAAUUUUG